UGUAGCAUCACUUCUUUAUUUUGUUGUCUUUUUGUUCUAUUUUUUUAGUGGUUCUAUUAUUUUUUUUUAAGGGACUUGCUUGCUGAGCAGGGUAGCUAAGAAAAGAUACAACAUAAGUCUGGGGGAGUCUGGUUUCUGAUCCAGUUUCUUCUAUUAAAUGACUGGGUGACCUUGAGAAAAGCACAUAAGCUUCCUGGGGCUCAUCUUUAGAGAGAAUGGAAUUAUUAUAAAGAGUAUAAAUUCAGGAGCAAAACUAUUUGUUUAAGAAAUAAAUUUAUUUUUUAAAUACAAGCAUUAUAUAACCGUAUUAUAUAAUAUUUGGAAAGUCAGAACUAAUUUUCUGUAAUCCCCGGUGCCCAAAACACUAUCACCAUUCCAAUUUUGUAAUAGUUUCUUUGUUUUUUACAUGUAUAUUUCCAUACCUAUCUAUGUAGCAUUUUGAUAUAUAUAAUGCUUAAUCUUUAAGUCCCUGAUUAUGGCCAUGAAAACGAUUUACUGUUUCAUCUUAAGAGUAUUAGUAAUCUUGAUAAUGGCUUUAGAAUGGCUGUUUCUAGGAAACUCAGACCUAAAGCUAAAAGACCAAAACUUAAUUGUGUUGAUAAACAGCUUUUAUUUGCUCACUAAUUUAUAAUGGAAAGUUGUUUUUCAAGGAGGCAAUCUUGGAGGAGUUUAGAAGAUUUAAAGUUGAGGAUGACUAAUAACUAGGGAACUUUGCUUGAUAAGUCAUGUUGUUUCUACUUUGAGAAGGAAGUUGAAUUCAUAUGUGCAUGUUGCUUAUAACUAAAAUUAGAUUAAUUUAUGGUGUUUGAAUUCUGUCUUUCUGCUUUCUUAGUUGAAGAUGCUUUUUUUAUGAUUUUAUUUUGCUGUUAUUUUCAUGGAGAUAUUUAAAAGAUGUGUGAUAUUAAUCUGGUCUAAAUAUAGGACUUGCGUAUACCUCUCUUAUACUUUGGAGAAAAUAUUUGGAAUAUCACUUAGAGUAAAAUUGUUAAUCGUUGCUUUCCUCUAUAUCCUUUUUUUCUCCCAAGAACUUUGACCAAAAUAAGCUAGAAGAAGAAAUGAGAAAGCGGAAAGAAAGAGUAGAAAAAUGGCGAGAAGAGCAACGCAAAAAGGCCAUGGAAAACAUAGGAGAACUGAAAAAGGAAAUUGAAGAGAUGAAACAAGGGAAAAAAUGGAGUUUAGAAGAUGAUGAUGAUGAUGAAGAUGAUCCUGCGGAAGCUGAAAAGGAAGGAAAUGAAAUGGAGGGUGAGGAGUUAGAUCCAUUAGAUGCUUACAUGGAAGAAGUGAAGGAGGAAGUAAAAAAGUUUAAUAUGAGAAGUGUAAAAGGUGGUGGAGGAAAUGAAAAGAAGUCUGGGCCAACGGUCACAAAAGUUGUCACUGUUGUGACAACCAAAAAAGCAGUUGUGGAUUCUGAUAAGAAGAAAGGUGAGCUGAUGGAGAAUGACCAGGAUGCCAUGGAGUAUUCUUCAGAGGAAGAAGAAGUUGAUCUUCAGACAGCCCUCACAGGCUAUCAGACAAAACAGAGAAAGCUUCUAGAGCCAGUAGAUCAUGGGAAGAUUGAAUAUGAACCAUUCAGAAAAAACUUUUAUGUUGAAGUUCCAGAACUAGCAAAAAUGUCUCAAGAGGAGGUGAAUGUCUUUCGGUUGGAAAUGGAGGGCAUUAUUGUCAAGGGAAAAGGUUGCCCCAAACCAAUUAAAUCUUGGGUUCAGUGUGGAAUUUCCAUGAAGAUCUUAAAUUCUCUCAAAAAGCAUGGCUAUGAAAAGCCCACACCAAUCCAAACUCAGGCGAUUCCUGCGAUAAUGUCCGGGCGAGACUUGAUUGGUAUUGCCAAGACCGGAAGUGGAAAGACCAUUGCUUUUCUGUUGCCCAUGUUUAGACACAUCAUGGAUCAGAGGUCACUAGAAGAAGGAGAGGGGCCAAUAGCUGUCAUCAUGACUCCAACUCGAGAACUGGCUUUACAAAUUACUAAAGAAUGUAAGAAAUUUUCGAAGACCUUGGGACUUAGAGUGGUCUGUGUUUAUGGAGGAACGGGCAUCAGUGAGCAGAUUGCUGAACUGAAAAGAGGUGCUGAAAUUAUUGUUUGUACACCUGGUCGAAUGAUUGACAUGUUAGCAGCUAACAGUGGUCGGGUGACAAAUCUUCGAAGAGUGACAUACGUUGUUUUAGAUGAAGCAGACAGAAUGUUUGACAUGGGUUUUGAACCACAGGUCAUGCGUAUUGUGGAUAACGUCCGUCCUGAUCGACAGACCGUUAUGUUUUCAGCUACUUUCCCCAGAGCUAUGGAGGCUUUGGCUCGCAGAAUCCUGAGUAAACCCAUUGAAGUGCAGGUUGGAGGCAGGAGUGUGGUUUGCUCGGAUGUGGAGCAGCAAGUGAUUGUGAUUGAAGAGGAAAAGAAAUUCUUGAAGUUACUUGAGCUUCUGGGCCAUUAUCAGGAAUCUGGAUCUGUCAUUAUAUUUGUGGAUAAACAGGAACAUGCUGAUGGUCUUCUGAAAGAUUUAAUGAGAGCAUCUUAUCCUUGCAUGUCUCUUCAUGGAGGUAUUGAUCAAUAUGACAGAGAUAGCAUCAUAAAUGAUUUUAAGAAUGGCACCUGCAAACUUCUUGUGGCCACUUCUGUUGCUGCCCGAGGUCUAGAUGUGAAACAUCUGAUUCUUGUAGUAAAUUACAGCUGCCCUAACCAUUAUGAAGAUUAUGUGCACAGAGCAGGACGGACUGGAAGAGCAGGCAACAAAGGUUACGCAUAUACUUUUAUCACAGAAGAUCAAGCUCGCUAUGCUGGUGACAUUAUUAAAGCUCUUGAAUUGUCGGGGACUGCAGUGCCUGCAGAUCUAGAGAAACUUUGGAGUGAUUUCAAAGAUCAACAGAAAGCUGAAGGGAAAAUAAUUAAAAAGAGUAGUGGGUUCUCUGGUAAGGGAUUCAAGUUUGAUGAAACAGAACAAGCUUUGGCUAAUGAGAGGAAGAAGUUACAAAAAGCAGCUCUUGGUCUGCAAGAUUCAGAUGAUGAGGAUGCUGCAGUUGAUAUUGAUGAGCAAAUUGAAAGCAUGUUUAAUUCAAAGAAGAGAGUGAAGGAUAUGGCUGCUCCUGGAACAUCUAGUGUUCCUGCUCCAACUGCAGGAAAUGCUGAGAAAUUAGAAAUUGCGAAGAGAUUGGCUCUUAGAAUCAAUGCUCAGAAGAAUUUGGGCAUUGAGUCUCAGGUAGAUGUGAUGCAACAGGCCACCAAUGCAAUUCUCAGAGGUGGCACCAUUCUGGCUCCCACUGUGUCUGCAAAAACCAUUGCAGAGCAACUUGCUGAAAAGAUCAAUGCCAAGCUCAAUUAUGUGCCUUUGGAGAAACAAGAAGAGGAGAGACAGGAUGGUGGACAGAAUGAAUCUUUUAAGAGAUAUGAGGAAGAAUUAGAGAUCAAUGACUUCCCACAGACUGCUAGGUGGAAAGUUACAUCUAAGGAAGCUCUGCAGAGAAUCAGUGAGUAUUCUGAAGCUGCAAUUACAAUCAGAGGAACAUACUUCCCACCUGGCAAGGAACCCAAGGAAGGAGAGCGGAAAAUUUACUUGGCAAUUGAAAGUGCCAAUGAACUGGCCGUGCAGAAAGCAAAGGCAGAAAUCACCAGGCUCAUAAAAGAAGAACUGAUUCGGCUGCAAAAUUCAUACCAACCAACAAAUAAAGGAAGAUACAAAGUCUUAUAAAACAUCUGGAAAGAACUUUUUACCUGUGCUGGUCGUGAUACAUGUGGCAAUUGUGUGCAGUUUACAAUGUAUUGUAAAUUAAGAUUUUUUAAAUUCUGCCUUGCUGAUUUUUUAAAUACAAGAACCCAGUAUUUGCUAAAGAAAUCUUCUUGCAGUAAGUACCCCUAGAAUUAUCAAACUAUAGUUAAGACAGGCCUGUGCCUGUUUUCAGAGUAUGAUGUCCUUUAAUGUAAAGCUUAAAAAUGUCAACAUUUUAAAUACAUGGAUAGUAUUCCAGAAGUUUAAAAAAAAAGGAAAUAUUUGGACUUUCUAUUGAAGUUAAUAAAGUACACAAGUUGCUCAGGGGCUAUUCACCUUAUCCUCUUGUAAUGAAAUUUGUGAUCAUCUCUUCGGAAAAGGUAAAAUUCUGUCUACUUUUGUGUCUCCCUUGAGCUUAAAUCUUAACUCAGUGGAACUAUGAACUGGAUUUAAGAAUGUUAUAGAAUUUUUACAAAAUGGGUUCAGAAUUUUUGUUUCAAUUUUUAUCAUCAUAAAUGGGCAAUAGUUGGAUUACUUUUUGGUUUUGUAAAAUUAAAGAUUUGUAGUAUAAGAGUCGUUUGCAUUUCUUUACACUGCAAAGAAUUUUAGUAUUUACUACUUUUAGGUUCCCCUCACAACCUCUGGCUCUACACCUAGCUACUAACUUUUCUAAUCUUCAUUUUAAAGAAGUGAUUUGUAGCCUGUAAAUAUUAAUAUGAUUCCUUUUCCCACUGAAAGUAUUUGCGUAUACAUCUGUACAUAUAAAUACCCUACUAAUUUUAAUCUGGUUUUCUUCAGGAUUAUUGUGUAGGUUGUGAAUUUUCUUUAAAAUUUUGAAACAUAAUGAUAUCCAUGUUUUAAACUUAGCCAUAAGCAUCUCAGUGAAAUUUAGUUCACAAGGAAUCAUAACUUACAUUUUUGAGCCCUCAGAUACAUUUCCUAUUUUAAUUAAAAUUGUCAUAAUUGAAUUGCCCUUUUUUUUUCAUGCUCAUGGUAUGUUAGAACUUCAUAUUAUUGUCAUUUCUUGAAAAAAAUUUUUUUCAGGAAUUAAAUAGACAUUUCUUAAAUUAAGAAACAGUUCCUUUGAAUAUUCUUGCUUAGAGUUUUUAGAAAAGAAUGAAAGCAUACUAUAACUGUUAAAAAAAAUCAUUUUAAUAGUAAUUAAGUAGUUAAAGUGACAGGGAGUAUUGAUCGUUGUUUCUGCAAUGUAGUAUUGUUACUGAAAAACUACGAUAUAACUGGGAAAUAUUCUUAGAUGCCUCACAUAUCCACUGUUGGAGGAAAACAGACAAAACAUAUGUAACAGCAGAACCAAAUAAACGAUUUACUCUAAAA
This is a messenger RNA of Miniopterus natalensis, 5030 nucleotides long. It is a transcript of the gene DDX46, whose product is annotated as DEAD-box helicase 46. The record is from RefSeq and is a predicted model, not a curated record. Gene Ontology annotation, molecular function: RNA helicase activity; nucleic acid binding; ATP binding. Lineage: Eukaryota; Metazoa; Chordata; Mammalia; Chiroptera; Miniopteridae.